Molecule: messenger RNA, 2095 nt
Organism: Synchiropus splendidus (mandarinfish)
Lineage: Eukaryota; Metazoa; Chordata; Actinopteri; Syngnathiformes; Callionymidae
Product: zinc finger protein 383
Exons: 4
Coding region: 229-1869 (546 amino acids)
Biological process (GO): regulation of transcription by RNA polymerase II
Molecular function (GO): RNA polymerase II cis-regulatory region sequence-specific DNA binding; DNA-binding transcription factor activity
Source: RefSeq, a predicted model, not a curated record
UGUAUGUGAAUCGUUUGUUUUGUUGCCGUUUCCACGCUCGGCGGGUUUUCCCUCCCGCGAAACAUUCCCUCUCCGUGCGGCUGGAGCAGCGGACCUCGCCGCAGCGGCACCGAAGGUUCUGUUAUUGCGGACCGAGUUACCGGCGAGUCGCCAGUCGUGUUCGGUUCCUUCUUGUCAUCCGUGUGAAACAAUGAUCAGCAGACCGGUGGCCGCGCGAGAGUAGCCACCAUGUCCAUCGAAUACACCAUCGACCUCCAGCUGACGGAGUUGGGCUUCCCAGACAUCCUGCUGCCGGACAAGGCGUGUGACCCCCCGGGCCUUUCCCCUGAGCCUAGCGCUGACCACAAGCGACCGGAGACCGAGGCGGAGAAACGCGCUGAUACUCCCGAGGAGAGUGAUGCUGGAGCCGGAGCCGAGAGUGACUCGGAGAGCAGCGAUUCUUCGGAGGCGGACGAUGACGAGAGAGCAGUCUCCGGGGGUCCUGGCGGCUUCAAGUGUUCGGUCUGUCACCUCCUGCUGUCGUCCAAGUCGGCGCUGCUGGAGCACGCCAGCCAGUACUCAGGAAGCCACUACAGCUGCAAGAGGUGCAACAAGAUGUUCACUCAGGUCAACGACUACCGCCUGCAUCUGCGCACGCACUCCAAGUCCCAGGCCAAGUACUUCUGCCGCAUCUGCCAGAUCGACUUCGGCACGCAGAAGGAACUGAAGGCUCACCUGGCCACCACUCACCUGGAGAACAAGUUUUACGAGUGCGACAACUGCAAGCAGGUGUUCACCUCGCUGCAGGCCUGCCAGAAGCACGUGGAGCUGCGCACCUGCGUGGAGGAGCUGCGCUGCAAAGUCUGCCGGCAGAGCUUCACCAGCCGGACGGUGUUCCAGCAUCACCGCAGGACCACGUGCGUCUUCAUGUACAAGUGCACCGUGUGUCACAAGGCCUUCAACAGGAAGAACGGCCUGCUCCGACACAGCUUCUCGCACCUGGGCUGCUUGCCUUACACCUGCAUUUCCUGCAACACCCACUUCACCAAGGCCACACUCUACCACGCGCACAAGUGCAAGAAGAACCCCAUCAGGUGCAGGGCUUGCCUCAGGGAGUUCGCCAAUGCCGUCGACUUCCAGCAGCACAUCCACGACACGGGCUGCUGGGGCAACCAGGAGCUGAAGAAGGACACCAUCCGCUGCCUGGAGUGCGGGAAGAGGUUCGAGACGUCGGAGGAGCUGAAGCAGCACUCCAGCGCCCACCAGAAGGUGCUCAGGUGUGCUGAGUGUGGGAAGGGCUUCAGGUCGGCGCUGCUGCUCAUGUCCCACAUGGGGGGCCACGCUGGUGCCACCCCGUGCCUCUGCCAGAGCUGCGGCCUGGGCUUCCCCCAUCAGCAGAACUUUGGCAGCCACUUGAAGACCUGUGGGCAAGAACCAAAGCUGGGGAGCAAGUCCAAGAAACAGCCAGUCUCAGACGAUUCCAGAGUGGAUCAGGUGUCCGUCAGUCCCAGCCAGUUGUCGGAGGCAGCCAUGAGAAGUGACCCCUCGGACGGCUGCUGGAAACUAACCCUGGACAAGAAUCCUCCUCCGGGCACCAACCUUCUCCUCCUCCUUCCCGUUCAAGUGCAGCCCACUGCGGGUGACGCUACUGACCCGGGUGCGCUGCAGAACCACCCUGUGAAACCUGAAAACCAGCCGCGCCAGAAAGCGGAGCCGGACGCGCCGCUGGAUUUUUCAAACGCCACAAAAGCCACCUCCAACAACGCUGCAAUGCCUCCUGUUAAAAAUGAGCCAGAGGAGUGUGAAAUCUCAGGGUCGAUUUCGACGCCCCCCACUGGAUGCGCCUCACAGAUAAAAGAGGAGCCGGAGUCUCCCAUGGACUCCACAUGAGUGCAGAUUCAACUGGGCUUGAAUAAAAUGACUUGAAACCUACCUACUUUGCUGGAUCACAUACAUCAAACAUGGGUGCGUUUUAUAUGUAUUUAUUGUUCCCACACUUUCAGACACUCCAUUCAAAAACAUGUCCCUGCGUGAUGUUGCUUACGACGUUCCAUGAAAAACAUUCUUGAUGGUGUGUGAGGGUUGUCUGUGUUUCCUCUGCGAGUUCACGUUUUAU